This is a messenger RNA of Leucoraja erinaceus (little skate), 3696 nucleotides long. RefSeq names its product neuraminidase 1 (gene neu1). The coding region runs from base 137 to 1321 and encodes 394 amino acids. The transcript is spliced from 6 exons. Gene Ontology annotation, molecular function: exo-alpha-sialidase activity. Gene Ontology annotation, cellular component: lysosome; membrane; cytoplasm. Lineage: Eukaryota; Metazoa; Chordata; Chondrichthyes; Rajiformes; Rajidae. The record is from RefSeq and is a predicted model, not a curated record. Gene Ontology annotation, biological process: oligosaccharide catabolic process; ganglioside catabolic process.
CCACAGCGCGUAAUAAUGAGCGCCGACAGCGGAUCAGAGCGAGUACCAGAGCCGUGACCCGGGGUGUGGACAUCGGCAGCAGCAGAGACAGAGGCAGCAGCCCCAUCACCCCGGCUACCCCGCUCUGCCCUGCACCAUGGACCCGGGGCGGCCGGGCAGGCGGCGUGAGGGCUGCAGGGCGGCGGGAGCGGCCGGAGCCUUGUGUCGCUUGGCCGCCGCUUGGUUGCUGCUCCUGCCCGGCGCUGCGCUGCCGCUAAAGAUCCAGCCUCUCAUUGAAGAUGAACAGCUGUUGUGGAUCAGCGGUGGUGUGGACCACGUCGACACAUUCAGGGUGCCGCUCAUUUCUAUCACCCCCUCCAAUAACCUCAUUGCCGUGGCAGAGGCAAGGAAGCAUUCGUCGGCUGAUAUUGGUGCCAAGUUCAUUGCCGUUCGCACGUCGACUGAUGCAGGUGUCACCUGGAGCCCCACCACCUUCCUGGACAACGACGGCUCAAAGGUCGACGGGCUGAACUUGGGGGUGAUACUGGUUGAUGAGCAGAAGGGGCGGGUUUUUAUCAUGUACACAAUGUGCGCGCACCACUUCCACUGCAACGUCUCCAGCACCCUGCUGAUCGAGAGCGAAGAUGAUGGGAGAACAUGGGGCCAACCGCGAAACCUGUCCAACAUGAUUGGGACCAAGAUGUUUGCUCCAGGCCCGGGAUUGGGAAUCCAGAAAAAGUACAACCCGAACAAGGGUCGUCUGAUCGCCUGUGGGCACGGCUCGAUCGAGGAAGAUGGGAUAUUCUGCGUUCUGAGCGAUGACCAUGGGGUGACCUGGAGGAAUGGGGGCAACCUGAAGGGGAUUCCAUUCAACCAGCCCAAACGCUCCAGUGACUUUAACCCAGACGAGAACCAGCCGUACGAACUACCGGAUGGGUCUGUUGUGGUCAACGCCAGGAACCAGAAUUACUACCACUGUCACUGCCGGAUUAUAGUGAAGAGCUACGAUGGGUGCGACAGCCUCCCGCUGGAGACCGUGACCUUUGAUGAGGAUCUGAUCGACCCUGCUGUAGCGGCUGGAGCAGUCGUCAAAAAUAACGUUGUCUUCUUCAGCAAUCCUGCCAAUGCCAACCACCGGGUAAAUAUGACCAUACGGUGGAGUUUUAACAGUGGGGUAUCGUGGGAGAAGGACACGCUGCCGAUUUGGCAAGGCCCGAGUGGCUACUCAUCGAUGACCACAUCCGGCAACAAGAGCAACGAGCAGCACCUCUACUUGGUCUAUGAAAAGGGACACGUGGACACCACGGAAUCCAUUUCCUUCGUGAAGAUCCGCGUCGUUUGAGGGGGAGCCUUGAUGUCCCCUCUUGGUCCACGGAGAAACUCGGGGUGGCGAUGAGCGCGCGGACCAAACGCUUCCUCACGGGCAACAGCUCCGGGCCACCCCAGGAAGUUGCGCGAGUUGAUCGACUGGUGUUCUUUGAUUCGUAAAAUGGGUUUUCCCCGUCCGAAGAUGAAAUCCAUCUUGUAAAAUUUUAGACUCUAAACUCUAAAUCUUGUAGAACUCUAAAGACAGCUCUGCGAUGGGUUGGCUCGUGUCACUGGGCUUAGGUUGUCACAUGCCGCCCCUAGGGAUCUUUAAUCGCCUGACGAAGGCCUGUUUUCAAAUAGCUUCUAUCCUCCUUUGGGACUAAGACCAAGGUGUUAAUCCAUCUCUCCCCUUUAUUGAAUAUAUUUUUACAAUUAAAAUCUGGUUUGGGAAUUUGAUUAACUGUGGAAGCGGUUGGUGUGAAUGGACCAUGCGUGUCUCUGAUCUUGUGCAAGGAGCGAGCGGGUUCUAAGAGUUGCCCCAUUUGGUGGGAUGGAACUUGCCUGCUUGGCCCCAAGUCCCAGAUAUCAAUGUCAAGGAGGGCGGAAUUUUCCAGCCAUCAAUUUCCAGUCGGGAAGAGCUUUGGGAAUACCGUAGGAGAGGGCAUUGAGAGGGGGAUGAAGUUGUAGACUCCAAUUGACGAUAUUGGGCAGUGGAAAGGCCAGUUCAACGAGGCCUGUUUCCUUAUCGACUGUGGAAGUGUACAAACCAGAGGCCGAGCUGAUCAAGUGAAGUCUGCAACGCAGACAGAAUCGUCAGAAUAAAAGCCUUAUGUUAUUAAAAUAAAAAUUCUCAGGGACUCUGGCUAAUGUCUGGGUGGUGGUGGUGGUGGUACAAAAUGCAUAUUCUGCAUUGGUGAUAUGAAAGUUACAUUUUAAACUAGAGCAUGGAGCUGUGGUGGUUAGGGGUUCGAUAUUGACGCAAGGUGAUGCCCAAACCUGUAACAACCCCGAUAGCAGUAACUGGGCUUCUUCACUACUGUGGCAACAAGCAUAUUUGUGGGCUAAAUGACAGAGAGAUCAGCCUCGACUGUAAACAUCCUGAAUAACCUACUAGAAUGGAGUCCAUGGGAAGACCCAGUUAUAGUGCCAAAGCCUUUUAGAUGUACGUAUAUAGGGCCAUAACUUUGAUAUCAUUCAAAUGAAGUCCAAUUCUCGUGUUGUUUUUUGGAGGUGAUGGUGAGGUAGGGAUUACAAAGCAGAUCCCGAUAUAAGAAUUAAAAAAUGAUAUUUUAUUAGACGAGUCAAUAUUUUUACUUUGCCUUGCAAAAAAAAAGGGUUAUAGACAACAGGUGCAGGAGAAGGCCAUUCGGCCCUUCGAUCCAGUACUGCCAUUCAAUGUGAUCAUGGCUGAUCAUCCCCUAUCAGUACCCCGUUCCUACCUUCUCCCCAUAUCCCCUGACUCCACAAUCUUUAAGAGCCCUAUCUAGCUCUCCCUUUAACAUUAUUGUUCCAGGGGAUGAGAUAAAUAGAAACAUAAAAAACUUAGACAAAACAGGUGCAGGAGUAGGCCAUUCGGCCCUUCGAGUCAGCACCGCCAUUCAAUGUGAUCAUGGCUGAUCAUCUAAAAUCAGUACCCCGUACCUGCUUUUUCCCCACAUCCCUUGAUUCCUUUAGCCCCUAAGAGCUAAAUCCAACUCUCUCUUGAAAGAUUUCUCCCCAGCACCCAGUUCGAUCCUGACUCCGGUGCUGCCUAUAUGGAGUUUGUACGUUCUCCCCGUGACCUGCGUGCAUUUUCUACGGUUUCCCCCCACACUCCAAAAACGUGCAGGUUUGUAGGCUAAUUGGCUUGGGUAAAAUAGUAAAUUGUUCCCAAUGUGGAGGAUAGUGCAGGGAGUCCAGGUCAGUAGUAAUAAUAAUAAUAAUAAUAAUAAUAUAUUUUAUUGUCAUUGCACAUAAGCACAACGAGAUUUGGUAUGCAGCUUCCAUCCAAUGUCAUAACUUAAAUAACUAAUAGCAUUUAGAUUUGGAUACCUCUAGAACAUGGUUUGUACGGGGUCGGUGGGCCGAAGGGCCUGUUUCCGCGCUGUAUCUCUGAACGAAACGCCUUCAUCUUGCUGAUGAGAUUGGGAGAGGGAUCUUGUCCCUGUAUAAAAGAUUGAGACCUGGUGCUAAAUCUGGACUCUGUUCUCCUUUGUGAAGUUUACCAAAUGAAAACAUGUAAGAUUCAUUCAUUGUGUACCAUGUUUGACUUGUACAUCCAGUUUUCCUUUGCCCAGAUACCUCUGAACAUUACAGCAUUGUAUUGUGCAUUGAAUAUACAGAAAUUAAAAUGGGAGUCUGAAUGAGGCUAAUCAGUGGUUUAAUGAAGUUUUCCUGAUGCAAAUAAUAAAUAUUACAACAUUUAAUUAA